GAUUCAACUUCUUUCAUGGUUCUUACUGGUUUCAUGAAAACUGCAACUUUUUGGUGGGGCUGAAAAUUUAAAGAUUUAGGCGUUUCUUUUUUCUUUCUGGAAUGAAGAAACGAUGAGGUGUGAAGAAGAGAAAUGGAUGUUAGAUCUGAGAAUAGUGGUGGUCAGGUGGUUCGGUGGGCUAAGAUUCAAGGUCAAGUGAUUCAAAGAACUAGGUUACAUGUGUGGUUCAUUAGGGUUUGUUCCAGCAUUGUGGUUUGGACUUGCUUGGUUCAGAUUCUAGCUGUUGGUGAGCUCUGGCAACCGAAAUUGUUAACCAGUUUCUCGAACCGGAUGAAUGAUCCAGGAAGACUGUCUAUUCAAGUUGAAAAGACCAUUUCAUCCCUGCCACCAUUGCCUCCUUCAAGGAAUUACACGAGUAAUGGUUUCCUUAGAGUUUCUUGUAACGGGGGUUUAAAUCAAAUGAGAGCUGCGAUUUGUGAUAUGGUGACGGUUGCCUGUCUUUUAAAUCUUACAUUGGUUGUUCCAGAACUCGAUAAAACGUCUUUCUGGGCUGAUCCUAGUGAUUUUGAGGACAUUUUUGACGUUGGACACUUCAUUAACUCGCUAAGAAAUGAAAUCCGGAUCGUUAAAAGAUUGCCAAAGAGAUUUAACAGGAAAUAUGGAUUUCAGCCACUUAUUAUGCCGCCCGUUAGCUGGUCAAGCAAAAAAUAUUACCUUGAACAGAUUCUACCACUUUUUAGCAAGCAUAAGGUGAUACGCUUCAAUCGAACGGACACUCGAUUAGCAAACAACGGGAUACCUCUUGAUCUUCAAAGACUCAGGUGUCGUGUCAAUUUCCAAGCAUUAAAAUUCACACCUCGGAUAGAAGCUCUCGGUGAUAAAUUGGUUCACAUUCUCCGGGAAAAAGGACCAUUUGUAGCGUUGCACCUUAGAUACGAGAUGGACAUGUUGGCGUUUUCGGGUUGUACACAUGGUUGCACCCAUGAGGAAGCCGAGGAACUCAAACAUAUGAGGUACGCGUUCCCAUGGUGGAGGGAGAAAGAGAUCGUGUCGGAAGAGAGGAGAUCGCAAGGUUUGUGUCCUCUUACACCCGAGGAGGUGGCAUUGGUUCUACGAGCAAUGGAUUUCGACAAAAACACACAAAUAUAUAUUGCAUCGGGUGAAAUUUAUGGCGGUCAGAAGAGACUUGCAACGCUACGAACUACAUUUCCCCAAAUAGUGAAGAAAGAAACGUUAUUAGAUCCAGAAGAGUUGAAACAGUUUCAGAAUCAUUCGUCACAAAUGGCAGCUCUAGAUUUCAUAGUGUCGGUUGCUAGUAACAUCUUCGUUCCUUCUUACGAUGGUAACAUGGCAAAGCUCGUCGAAGGUCACCGAAGGUACCUUGGUUUCAAGGAAACUAUACGACUAGAUCGAAAACGGGUUGUAGAGUUGAUAGAUUUGCACCAUAAUGGGACGCUCUCGUGGACCGAGUUCUCGGGCGCCAUAAAAAUGGCGCACGAGAGAAGAAGGGGCCAACCAGAUGAUCGUAGAAUUAUUAACGAGAAGCCGAAGGAGGAAGACUACUUUUAUGCCAACCCUCAAGAAUGCUUAUGCAAUGCAACAAGUUGUGGUAACGACAUCUAGGAAGGUGUUCGUUCGGCCAUGAGAUUUACGUCAAUCGGUUUUUAUUGAUAAUUGACGAUUUUUCCGGUGCAAAAGGACGCACAACGCUUGUCUUCCGCGAAUGUGUACAUUUGGAGUGUGGAUUGUGGUUAAAAGCGCGGUUCAUGACUUACUCGGCACGAAAAGGCCCGGGUCAUACAUGUCGAACCCUAAAAGCCUCGUUUUCCGAGACCCGGGUGCUAAUGGGUAUUUUGGUCAUUUUGAUGAAAUUUGAUUAUAAUGUGGGUAAAAUUUCCUACAUUUAGUAGGAUAACUCUUUGUACCAUCGCUUGCUAGGGAAAAUAUAGUACAAAUUAGGGGUAUAUCGAAGUAAACCUUUUUAGAAUUGGAAGAUUGUACU
Molecule: messenger RNA, 2002 nt
Organism: Cynara cardunculus var. scolymus (artichoke)
Lineage: Eukaryota; Viridiplantae; Streptophyta; Magnoliopsida; Asterales; Asteraceae
Product: O-fucosyltransferase 3-like
Exons: 8
Coding region: 133-1623 (496 amino acids)
Cellular component (GO): cytoplasm; chloroplast
Source: RefSeq, a predicted model, not a curated record